AUGUCAUCCCGCUCGCUCAAGGAUGCCCUGCCCCUCAUCAACUCGUCGCUGAGCAUCCCGCAGCUCGGCUUCGGCGUCUGGCAGUCCCCUCAAGACGUCUGCGAGCAAUCCUGCAUCAACGCUCUGAAGCUCGGCUACCGCCACAUCGACACCGCUCAGGGCUAUCACAACGAGGCCGAGGUCGGGCGCGCGAUCGCCAACUCUGGCUUGCCGCGCUCCGACAUCUUCGUCACCACCAAGAUCGCCGAGCCCGCCGGUUCUGUCGACGCCAGCUACGAGAAAUGCCUCGAGAGCGUGCGCAAGCUGAACCCCGGCGGCAAAGACGUCUACGUCGACCUGUUCCUCGUGCAUACGCCCAACAAGGGCGCCGAGGCCCGCAAGGAGAAGUGGCUGGCUCUGGAGCGCCUGCACAAGGAGGGCAAGGCCAGAACGAUCGGCGUGUCAAACUACGGCAUCAAGCACAUCGAGGAGAUGAAGGAGUACGCGACGACGUGGCCGCCUGCCGUGAACCAGAUCGAGCUGCACCCGUGGCACCAGCAGCGCGAGAUUGUGGACUACUGCCAGAAGAAGGGCAUCGUGAUUGAGGCCUACUGCCCCAUCGUCCGGAACCAAAAGGCCGAGGACGAGACGCUGGUCGGUGUGGCGAAGCGGUGCGGCAAGACGCCCAAUCAGGUGCUCAUCCGGUACUGCUUACAAAAGGGCUGGGUGCCGUUGCCCAAGAGCGACAACCCGGACAGGAUCAGGGCCAAUGCGGACUUGUACGACUUUGAUAUUUCGGAGGAGGAUAUGAAGAAGCUGGACGGUCUGGACCAGGGUGCCGAGGGAUCGAUCUGCAUGACGGUGGAGAAUCAUUGA
Molecule: messenger RNA, 855 nt
Organism: Thyridium curvatum
Lineage: Eukaryota; Fungi; Ascomycota; Sordariomycetes; Thyridiales; Thyridiaceae
Exons: 1
Coding region: 1-855 (284 amino acids)
Molecular function (GO): oxidoreductase activity
Source: RefSeq, a predicted model, not a curated record